AAAAUUUGAUUAUUUCAUUUCUUUUCAUUUCGAAUAAAUCAAAUUUAUAUCAUUGUUAAUAUUGCAUUAAACCUUCGCUUUGAUCCAAUUUCGUAAAAAAGGGAAAAUGAAGUUUGCAAUAUGUCGUCUUUGGAACGAUGAGAAAUCGUGCUCUGACUUACGGGGUUUCGAUUUUCUCAUCGAACUAAAACGACUAAACAUUUUAGUUUUCAAAUGCACAAAGUUUCAAUAAAGAUUUUUAAAAGGUUAGCUUAUGCUCGGGAAUUCAAACGUUGCAUCCUAACUUAUGGGAUACGACAUCUUAUUGCAUCGGGAUGAGAAAUCCUUUUACAUUCGUUCAAAUCUAUCCAAGCAUUGUUUUAAAAUAUGGCAUUAAUAAAAAGGGGAAUCGUUUCUAAACUUUUCAAAUUUUCGACAUUUGACUUUGAGACAUUAAUUAAUCAAUUAGGUACCAAUUUUUAGACGUUAAGAGGGUGCUAAUCCUUUCUCGUGCGUAACAGACUCCCGAGCCCAUUUUCUCGAAUUUUGUAGACCAAAAUCAUUAUUUUAAUAAAUUAAAAUGUUUUAUUAAAAUGAUUAAUUUCAAGGUGACUCGAUCACACCUCGAAAAAAAGAUUGGUGACGACUCCAUUUUCAUUUUAAAAGUUUACCCAUUUUUCAAAAUAAAAAUGGUUUCGACAUAAGCUAUUUCUAUAUUUUCCAUUAUUUUUAAACAAUAAAAUAGACGGAUGAAACCAAUUCGAUUUGAGAAAUAUAAAGCUAAGGUCCACCAGUUGGGCUGACCGGGCGGGUAGCCAUGAGCCCCUCAACCCUUGCCCUUAUAUAAGGAUUAUAAGCUGUUGUAAACGCACCGCAAAACCCCAAAACCUUAACCGCCAUUCGGUUUUCAUUUAACAAACAGUAACGCAAACCAGCUUUUCCUCUUUGGGUUCUUGACAAGGAAAAACGUUGCAGUUUUCUCCCUCCUCACAUUGCCCGUCAAUUGCUGCUCUCCGGCGACUGGCAAAACAUGUCUGGGAGCACAGGAGUCGGCAAUGUCCCUCGCCAGCAGCAGACCUCGGGAGGGAGGCGAGGGGGAAGUCGUGGGAGGAGGGGAGGUCGUAGGUCACGUGAAGUGUUUAGGGCUUCUGAAUCCCAGCACCCCCAGCAGAAGGACGCCAGCGACGAUCAGCAAGACCUGAAAUCACCUCCUCCCGCUUGUACGGACUUUGACGUGGCCUACUUUGAGGCUUACGCCCACAUCGGUAUCCACGAAGAAAUGAUCAAGGAUCAUGUUCGAACUGAAGCCUACCGGGAUGCAGUCAUGCAACACCAGAGUUUUAUUCAGGGGAGGGUUGUAGUUGAUGUUGGAUGUGGCACGGGCAUUCUUUCGAUAUUUUGUGCUCAAGCUGGUGCAAAACGGGUUUAUGCAGUGGACGCCAGUGCUAUUGCAGUGCAGGCCAAAGAAGUGGUGAAAGCAAAUAAUUUAGCUGAAACGGUCAUUGUAUUGCAUGGGCGAGUUGAGGAUGUUGAAAUUGAUGAACAGGUUGAUGUAAUAAUUUCAGAGUGGAUGGGCUACACGCUGCUCUAUGAGAGCAUGCUGGGAAGUGUUAUUACUGCUAGAGAUCGAUGGCUAAAACAUGGAGGCCUUAUUCUUCCUUGCGCUGCAACGUUAUACCUGGCACCCAUCACACAUCCUGACAGAUACAAUGACAGCAUUGAUUUCUGGCGCAAUGUCUAUGGAAUUGAUAUGUCUGCAAUGCUGCCGGUAGCAAAACAGUGUGCGUUUGAAGAGCCAUGUGUGGAGACAAUAACGGGGGAAAAUGUUUUGACGUGGCCACAUGUGGUUAAGCAUGUGGACUGUUACACUAUCCAACUCAAUGAGUUAGAAUCCGUAUCAACAAGAUAUAAGUUCCAGUCAAUGAUGCGAGCUCCACUACAUGGAUUUGCGUUUUGGUUUGAUGUUGAAUUCAGUGGGCCAGCAAAUUCUUCUAUAAUCACUCCAAGUCAAUCCCCACUCAUUGGCCUAUCAGAUGAUGAUCCUGUUGAUGAUAUCCCAAGUAAGAAACGCACCAAUCCCAACGAACCACUUGUACUCUCAACAGCACCAGAGGAUCCUCCAACACAUUGGCAACAGACAUUGAUAUACUUGUAUGACCCCAUAGAGGUGGAGCAGGAUCAAAUUAUUGAAGGCUCUGUAACACUAUCUCAAAGCAAAGAAAAUCGUCGAUUUAUGAAUAUCCAUCUUCAGUAUUCUUCGGGUGGCAGAUCCUUUGUAAAAGAGUCGGUAUUUCGAUGAUCCGUUCGAGGUAUUACUACUUUUUACUGAAGACUUGCACAGACAGUGAUUUGACUAACAUUGACCAUACAAAGCUGCACAAAGAUGAAGCUAUUUGUUUUACCUUGGCCAACAAACUGGAAGUUAUGAAAAUUCGACAUUACCUUUGCUGAUGGAGCAAAGAUUAUUGUUUGAAACACCCAUGAGAUGAGAUACUAGUGUAUAGCCAUAUUUUGUAGACUAGUUGAAAAAUUCCUUGCCCUUAUGGUACAAGUAGUAAAUUCAGCAUUUA
Gossypium raimondii (Peruvian cotton) is the source of this 2549-nucleotide messenger RNA. RefSeq names its product probable protein arginine N-methyltransferase 6. NCBI's taxonomy places the organism in Eukaryota, Viridiplantae, Streptophyta, Magnoliopsida, Malvales, Malvaceae. Bases 1010 to 2278 code for a protein of 422 amino acids. The transcript has 13 exons. The record is from RefSeq and is a predicted model, not a curated record. Gene Ontology annotation, molecular function: protein-arginine N-methyltransferase activity. Gene Ontology annotation, biological process: peptidyl-arginine methylation.